CCCACACCCGGCUGUCCCUGGUCACACAUAGCGCUGGACUUCGUCACUGGCCACAGUCAUCCUCACCAUAAUUGACACCUGUAACCACCCAACAGUGAUGUCACAGUUUACUGGAGUACACCUGUACAUCACUGAAACAAGUUACCAUGGAUGAAGUCAAGCUGGCCCGUACAAAAUCGGUUGAGUGUGGAGCCCAGGAGGUCAAGACUCAGAUGGACCUCUUUAACCAGAUUCUACAGCUGCUUGACACCAAACUUAAUGACAACUCCAUAAUGGUGUUCCAGGAAGAGCUGCGGCUCAUGCAGAGGAGCUCGUACUACUUGGAAAUCCAGCGUGAUGAUUUGCUACCAACUGCAGACCAGCAGCAGCACACUUUACAUUUGACUGACAGCACGGUGUGGUCUCUCAUUGAUCAGCAGAGGCUGCAGCGUGCCAUGACCCUGGCUAACACCCAGGUGAGGCUCCUCCUCGCUCUUCUGGGAAUGCUCUACCAAGGGAUCAUCAGGGGCUGUCGGGAGCUAGAGGCCUUCAUCAAUAGGUACGACCAGGGUUUGGUGGACAGUGACACGGCAGCUUCCAUGCAGCAGAUGCUCCAGCAAACCCACCAGUACAUGAACGACUUUGAGAGCAGAAUGACUCGGAAUCUUGGACCGCUGGACCUGCAGAACCAGCUCAUCCCCAACACAGGCAACCUCCCCAUACCACAGCUCAGUGCAUCACUGGCCAUCAAGAUGCCGGUGAUAUUUGACAGGUUCAAGUCAUGCACGACAUCCAACACUGUGCAUCUGUGUUGGGAAGUCGCAGGCCAGCAGUCUAAGGAACCGAACCAACAGUUUGAGAUCCAUGUAAAGAGCCUUCACCCAACCAUUGCUGAACAUGACCAGUUUACUAAAUCUACAUGCCAGUCAUACAACAUACAGGUCAACAACUUGAUACCUGACAGGUACUAUCAGUUCUCUGUGAAGAGAGUAGAUGCUGUAAACUUGGUCUAUGCACUGUGGAUCGACACCAUCAUCCUGAAGACCUUGGAUAUUCCCAUGUAAGAGCAAAAUGUCCCCUUUUGAACAUGAAGAUAAUGAAGAGAAUUCACAGCCUGUGUAUACUUACAAAGAGAAAUAUAUUUGACCUGCUUUAUUGCAAAUAAAAUAACUUUAAGGAU
Siniperca chuatsi (mandarin fish) is the source of this 1159-nucleotide messenger RNA. RefSeq names its product fibronectin type III domain-containing protein 11-like. Lineage: Eukaryota; Metazoa; Chordata; Actinopteri; Centrarchiformes; Sinipercidae. The transcript has 3 exons. Gene Ontology annotation, molecular function: protein binding. The record is from RefSeq and is a predicted model, not a curated record. Bases 147 to 1043 code for a protein of 298 amino acids.